AUGGCUGCUGUUGACAGUUUCUACCUCUUAUACAGGGAAAUUGCCAGGUCUUGCAAUUGCUACAUGGAAGCUUUAGCUUUGGUUGGAGCCUGGUACACUGCCAGAAAAAGCAUCACCAUCAUAUGUGACUUUUACAGCUUGAUCAGACUGCAUUUCAUCCCUAGAUUGGUGAGCAGAGCUGAUCUCAUUAAACAAUAUGGACGAUGGGCAGUUGUCAGUGGUGCAACAGAUGGCAUUGGAAAAGCCUAUGCUGAAGAAUUAGCAAGCCGGGGUCUCAGCAUUGUCCUCAUCAGCCAGAACGAAGAGAAACUGCAUAAGCUUUCCAAAACCUUAGCUCAGACCUACAAAGUUGAAACAGAGAUUAUAGUUGCAGAUUUCUCCAAUGGCCGCGGAAUUUACUUGCUUAUUAGAGAAGCUUUACAAGACAAAGACAUCGGUAUCUUGGUGAAUAAUGUUGGAGUGUUUUAUCCCUACCCACAGUAUUUCACUCAAGUCUCUGAGGACAAACUGUGGGACAUUAUUGACGUAAACAUCGCAGCUGCCAGCUUGAUGGUCCAUAUAGUAUUGCCAGGAAUGGUGUCAAGGAAGAAGGGGGCGAUUGUGAACAUCUCCUCUGGCUCCUGCUGCAAACCUACACCCCAAAUGACUGCAUAUUCAGCAUCAAAGGCUUACUUAGACCACUUCAGCAGAGCAUUGCAAUAUGAAUAUGCCUCUAAAGGAAUUUUUGUACAGAGUUUAAUUCCAUUCUCUGUAGCUACAAAUAUGAAAGGGCACAGCUUUCUACAUGGCUUCUCUUGGUUGGUGCCAUCACCAAAAGUAUAUGCACAUCAUGCCAUUGCGACUCUUGGAAUCUCGAAAAGGACCACUGGGUACUGGUUUCAUUCAAUUCAGUUUCUUUUUGCACAGUAUAUGCCAGAAUGGCUCUGGGCAUGGGGAGCAAAUAUUAUCAACAAUUCAGUGCGUCAUGAGGCCUUAUCCCAUAGAUUGUGAACCUGGAUAUAUCAUCUUAGAAAGUCUUGCCAAGUUAUGGGAACCUGCAGUAUUCAGAGCAUUGGAAGAACAACACUUCAUUUUAAUUGUGUAUUUGGUCUUCACUAUUUUGCUGGCACCUUAUUGUUGCAUCAUUGGUAAAGCAGACAUGGUACUUUUAAAGAAUGCUGGAAAGCUGCCUGAAGACAUUGGCACAGGGUUAAUAUUGAAUGUGAAGAGAACUGAUCUAG
Molecule: messenger RNA, 1220 nt
Organism: Gracilinanus agilis (Agile Gracile Mouse Opossum)
Lineage: Eukaryota; Metazoa; Chordata; Mammalia; Didelphimorphia; Didelphidae
Gene: HSDL1
Product: hydroxysteroid dehydrogenase like 1
Exons: 4
Coding region: 1-990 (329 amino acids)
Molecular function (GO): oxidoreductase activity
Source: RefSeq, a predicted model, not a curated record